Cercocebus atys (sooty mangabey) is the source of this 2026-nucleotide messenger RNA. RefSeq names its product motilin receptor (gene MLNR). Gene Ontology annotation, molecular function: G protein-coupled peptide receptor activity. The record is from RefSeq and is a predicted model, not a curated record. The coding region runs from base 1 to 1239 and encodes 412 amino acids. The transcript is spliced from 2 exons. Gene Ontology annotation, biological process: G protein-coupled receptor signaling pathway. Gene Ontology annotation, cellular component: plasma membrane. Lineage: Eukaryota; Metazoa; Chordata; Mammalia; Primates; Cercopithecidae.
AUGGGCAGCCGCUGGAACAGCAGCGACGGCCCCGAGAGCGCGCGGGAGCAGCCAUGGGCCGCGCUGCCGCCUUGCGACGAGCGUCGCUGCUCGCCCUUUCCCCUGGGGGCGCUGGUGCCGGUGACCGCCGUGUGCCUGGGCCUGUUCGCCGUCGGGGUGAGCGGCAACGUGGUGACCGUGCUGCUCAUCGGGCGCUACCGGGACAUGCGGACCACCACCAACUUGUACCUGGGCAGCAUGGCAGUGUCCGACCUACUCAUCCUGCUCGGGUUGCCCUUCGACCUGUACCGCCUCUGGCGCUCGCGGCCCUGGGUGUUCGGGUCGCUGCUCUGCCGCCUGUCGCUCUACGUGGGCGAGGGCUGCACCUACGCCACGCUGCUGCACAUGACGGCGCUCAGCGUCGAGCGCUACCUGGCCAUCUGUCGCCCGCUCCGCGCCCGCGUCCUGGUCACCCGGCGCCGCGUCCGCGCGCUCAUCGCUGUGCUCUGGGCGGUGGCACUGCUCUCUGCCGGGCCCUUCUUGUUCCUGGUGGGCGUCGAGCAGGACCCCGACAUCUCCGUGGUCCCGGGCCUCAAUGGCACCGCGUGGCUCGCUCCCUCGCCUCCCGCCUCGUCGCCGCCCCUCUGGCUCUCGCGGGCGCCACCGCAGUCCCCGCCGUCGGGGCCCGAGACCGCAGAGGCCGCGGCGCUGUUCAGCCGCGAAUGCCGGCCGAGCCCCGCGCAGCUGGGUGCGCUGCGUGUCAUGCUGUGGGUCACCACCGCCUACUUCUUCCUGCCCUUUCUGUGCCUCAGCAUCCUCUACGGGCUCAUCGGGCGCGAGCUGUGGAGCAGCCGGCGGCCGCUGCGAGGCCCGGCCGCCUCGGGGCGGGAGAGAGGCCACCGGCAGACCGUCCGCGUCCUGCUGGUGGUGGUUCUGGCAUUCGUAGUUUGCUGGUUGCCAUUCCACGUUGGCAGAAUCAUUUACAUAAACACCGAAGAUUUGCGGAUGAUGUACUUCUCUCAGUACUUUAACAUCGUCGCUCUGCAACUUUUCUAUCUGAGCGCAUCUAUCAACCCAAUCCUCUACAACCUCAUUUCAAAGAAGUACAGAGCGGCGGCCUGUAAACUGCUGCUGGCAAGGAAGUCCAGGCCGACAGGCUUACACAGAAGCAGGGACACUGCGGGGGAAGUUGCAGGGGACACUGGAGGAGACACAGCAGGCUACACCGAGACAAGCGCUAACAUGAAAACAACGGGGUAACCAGCAUGGCCAAGCCAGGCUCCUCUCGCAGUUCUAAGACUUUGGGGAAAACAGGUGUGUAGAGAAAUAAAGACUGAAAGUAAGGAACAGAUCCUGUUAAGAAGAAUGGAAAGAGGGUGGCAGUUGUGCCAGUUGGUUAAGAAAUAGACCGCAUGAUUUAUUUAACCAAGGUAUGAAAUGUAACUGUGCCAACCUUUCUAGUUUCCUUCCCAAGUACCUCCUAAGGGAUGUCUAUUUUACCAUCACGAAAUCCCACAUCUCACAGUGUGCUCUGUGUGAUGGUUUCAUGAAGUCCUCAUUCUCCUACUCUUCGGAAGGAUGUUUGUUCAUUUUACAGUUAAGUGAUACAUAGAGAUGCUGGCCCCAAAACUGCCACCUCUGAGAUCAUGAGUGUAUUUUAUGUUUUGGAUGUAAAUAUAACAGUACAUCUACAAGGAACCAGGAUAAUGACAGUUUGGAUCCAAGAAAUGAUUUAAUACCUAUGUAUGGCUGCAAAAACUUUUAGAAGUAAAAGGAAUUCUAGGUAGACUCCAGUGUUUGGGGUCCCACCUCUUCAGAUCACAGCAAAUCAUAAAGUGUAGGCACAAUAAAACCCUCUUUCAGAAGUAUUAAGCAACUGUAUUGCAACCCACUUCUCCUUAACACUGCCCACGGGACCUUCCCAGUGCCACUGGCCAUGGGGUGGCAAACUUUGGGCAUCAACAUUUGAGAGUAGAGAGCUCAGCAGGACAUGGCUUUCUCUGGUGACUACAAAUGACAUUUGUAAAGAGCUAUUUAAUAUGCUUUA